GGGAAAAAACCUGGGGAAAGCUUACAGCGAGGUAAGUGUCCCUGAAUAUGGGAUGGCAGGCAGUUGUUUUCUAUAAAACCUAUGAUGUCUCUCGCCAGUAAAUAUUAGACAUGGCAAUUGUCUGCUCUUGGACUACUAUCUGCGAAAUAUCUUACAUCACGUCAAAUCUAUCCGGAUAGUGCAAUAUUAAGUCGAUAUCAUGAGUGAAAAACGCCCUCAAACGCCCGAUGACAAGGUCAAUACGGCAUCACACCUAGAGGACCCCGAGAGCCUCAUGAAGGAACCUUUAGAAGAUGUCGACUAUUCGGGGGCCGUCGCAAAAUCCGACCCAGCAGAGAUUGCCUUGGUUCGAAAGCUCGAUAUGAGGAUUAUGCCUACUCUUUGGGCCAUGUACUUUAUGAACUAUCUUGACAGGAACGCCAUAGCGAACGCUCGGCUGAACGACCUUGAAAAAGACUUGGGUUUAGAGGGUACACAAUACAAUACAUGUAUUUCCAUUCUCUUUGUGGGGUAUCUCUUAAUGCAAAUCCCCUCAAACAUGUUGAUGUCGUCAAGGAAAAUCCGGCCCUCGAUAUACAUGGCGGUUUGUAUGGCUGGAUGGGCCAUUGUCGCGGCUUUAACAGCGCUGGUCAAGAAUUAUACUGGGCUCGUACUUGUCCGAUUUUUCCUCGGGGUCCUUGAAGCCCCAUUCUACCCUGGUGCGUUAUACUUGCUAUCAGCAUUUUACACCCGAAAGGAGGUUGCGACGAGAAUAGCGAUUUUAUACUCCGGCAACAUAUUCGCGACCUCUUUCGCAGGUCUCAUCGCAGCCGCAACGUUUGCUUCCAUUGAUGGCGCUCACGGAUUCAAAGGCUGGCAAUGGCUUUUUAUUAUCGAGGGAGUGGUGACUUUUGCCGUAGCCAUUGCUGCAGCAUACCUUCUUCCUGACUUCCCGCUCACUACGAAAUGGCUCACUGAAGAAGAGCGAAUUCUUGCUGACGCCAGAAUCAAACGCGACACUGUCGGUCUAACGCCCGAUAAAGGCGCGAGAGAGGGUUUCAAACAGGCUAUUAGGGACCCUAGGCUAUACCUCCUAUGCUUCAUGCAAAACAUGCAUCUCUCCGCCUGUUCAUUCAAUAAUUUCUUCCCUACUGUUGUUGGUUCUCUUGGGUAUGACCGAACUAUCACUUUGGCUCUCACAUGCCCGCCAUAUCUUGUGUCUGGAUUUUUUGGCUACGCUAUCGGAAUCACUUCGGGGAAGUACAACGAGAGAACCUGGCAUAUCACUGGGUGCAUGGGAGCCGCUCUCGUUGGGUUUGUCAUCUCCUGCCUAACGCUUAACACGCCUGCUCGUUACAUAUCUUGCUUCCUCUUUGCCAGCGGUGCCUAUGCCGUCAAUUCGGUUAUUCUGGGAUGGGUUUCGGCGACGUUGGGACAGACAACCGAGAAAAAAGCCGUGUCGCUCAGUAUCGUCAAUGUGGUUGCCAAUGCUUCCUAUAUCUACACGGCAUAUUUAUACCCAAAAUCUGAUGGACCGAAGUACCUUACGGCUAUGGGAUCUAAUGCUGGAUUCGCCUUUGCUACAAUUGCUAGUGCGUGGGCUUUCAGGUUUUGGCUUAUGAGGACCAAUACCAAGAUUAGACGUAGUGGGGAUGAGUCGAAGGUAUUUUACGCUUACUAG
Pseudogymnoascus verrucosus is the source of this 1660-nucleotide messenger RNA. RefSeq lists its product as uncharacterized. The coding region runs from base 200 to 1660 and encodes 486 amino acids. Gene Ontology annotation, biological process: transmembrane transport. Gene Ontology annotation, molecular function: transmembrane transporter activity. The record is from RefSeq and is a predicted model, not a curated record. The transcript is spliced from 4 exons. NCBI's taxonomy places the organism in Eukaryota, Fungi, Ascomycota, Leotiomycetes, Thelebolales, Thelebolaceae. Gene Ontology annotation, cellular component: membrane.